Molecule: messenger RNA, 5001 nt
Organism: Colletotrichum truncatum
Lineage: Eukaryota; Fungi; Ascomycota; Sordariomycetes; Glomerellales; Glomerellaceae
Product: Ras GTPase activating
Biological process (GO): mitotic actomyosin contractile ring assembly actin filament organization; regulation of GTPase activity
Cellular component (GO): cell cortex
Molecular function (GO): GTPase activator activity; actin filament binding; calmodulin binding
Source: RefSeq, a predicted model, not a curated record
AUGUCGUACCGGCCGCACCCCCUUAGACAGUCGCAUACCCUAGACUACCCUAGCAACAUCAACCGCCAGACUUCUACCACAUCUUCCGUUGCCUCAUCAGGAUACUCUCUAUACUCUGAGAACAGCCGAGCGAGCACCCAGUUAUCUUCAAUUUCUAGCGGAUACUCGGUACCAACACACAAAAGAGGCAAGAGUGAUGGUUCCCGCCUGCAUCACGUAUCUUUCGGAGGAGAAAACCUCGACCAGAAGAGGGACCAGGACAAUAUCUAUUCUAUGGCUCGACAGUCUCUUCGACCGCUUGCCCAAGCUCCUGUCGCACCGUCAGCUGCACCUGCGUCCCCAACGCCAUCGACACCUUCUCCUCCACGACCAAGCCAUCGCCAUGAACGGACACAAAGCGUGGAUAUCGGAAAGCUGUCACACGCUCAGUAUGAUGGUAGCACAUCUCCAUCUCCAGUUUCCAGAACUCUUACAAUUCGGCCAAAUUCGAUGCUAGUCAGCCGCUCCGACUCUGUCAGUAGAGGAAGCGUUGCCCUCCCUCAUGCUCAUGAGCCUCCCCAGGCAGUACAUUCUACAGCGCUCGCGCGACCGGAUCUCGAGAAGCUUGGCCGAUCGUCAACAAGCCAGCUCCGCACUCUGUCCAGACUUGCUCAGUCCGAAUCCGCCGAGGAGUUUGCCAUCACAUCGCCGGCGCAAGAGGUCGUAGGGUUGAGAGGCCGUCGCAGAUUACAGAGGGCCGACAAGCCAACCGCCAAUCGUGCCGGUCAACGGACUGGUGGCUAUGGCUGGGAAGGACGGAAUUGGAUGGACAAGCAACGUCAAUUUCUCCAAGCUUACGAAUAUCUCUGCCAUAUUGGUGAGGCAAAGGAGUGGAUUGAAGAUGUCAUUCACAGAGCAAUUCCUCCCAUUGUCGAAUUGGAGGAAGCCCUACGGGAUGGAGUUACCCUCGCAGAGGUCGUUGAGGCCCUUAAUCCCGAUCGCCGAUUCCGUAUAUUCCACCACCAAAAGCUACAAUUCCGCCAUUCCGACAAUAUUGCCAUUUUCUUUCGAUAUCUGGAUGAGGUCGAGCUUCCAGACCUCUUCAGAUUCGAGCUAAUUGACUUGUACGAGAAGAAAAACAUCCCAAAAGUAAUCUACUGCAUUCACGCUUUGAGUUGGCUCCUAUUCAGGAAAGGCAUCGUCGACUUCCGCAUUGGCAAUCUUGUCGGACAGCUCGAAUUCGAGCAUCACGAGCUUGAGGCGAUGCAAAAGGGUCUCGAUAAACUCGGGGUUAACAUGCCCAGUUUCGGCAAUAUGGGAGCUGACUUUGGCGUUGAGCCUGCAACUCCAGAACCAGAAGAGACGGAGGAAGAGAGAAUUGAUCGUGAGUUGGCCGAGAACGAGGAGUCCGUUGUCGAGCUUCAAGCCCAAGUCCGUGGUGCCGUGGUGAGGAUGCGCCUUGGGGACACUAUGCAACAGCUUUGGGACACUGAAGAGGCACUCAUCGACCUUCAGUCUCGCAUCAGAGCUGAUUGGACCCGUCAAGUCAUUGGCUAUCGGCUACAGAUGAGACGUUUCGCGGUCGAUCUUCAAAGUCUUGCUCGCGGAUUCCUUGUCCGCAACAGAAUGGCAAACAAGGAGCGUUUCUGGCGAGCUAUGGAGCCCGAUAUCUUGGAGCUUCAAAGUCUUGUUCGAGCCAAGAAAGUCCGUGAUGAAGUCCAAGACCAGAGAUCUCAAUUGGCCCUGCAUGCCGGUCCUGUUCGGGAAAUCCAAGCAGCGUUUAGGGGAUUCUUGGUUCGCAAGGACCUCGUUACUCAACAGAAAGAAACGGUUGAAACAUCAGGGGAGGUUCGGAACCUCCAGGCUGCAGUCCGUGGAAUGCUGUUGAGGGGGCGUAUUUCUGAUGACCUCCACCUCCUGGACAGACAAGUCGACAGCAUCACUAGCUUGCAGGCUGCUGCCCGGGCUUUGCUGACUAGAAAGCAGCUCUCAGUGGAGCAGAAGCACCUUCAGGAGUUUUCGCCACAAUGGACUGCUCUUCAAGCAGCUUUCCGGGGCCAGUCGCUUCGGUCAGAGGUUGCCGCUACCAAGGCUGAGCUCAGCAAACACGUUCCCGAGGUUGAGAGUCUCCAAGCUCACGUCCGAGCUGCAGCUGUCCGCCGGAAUGUCACUCAGUUGCUCGACGACCUAAACAGCCACGAGCCUUCUGUCAUUGAUUUGCAGUCCAUUUCACGAGGUACGCUUGAACGACGCCGCAUUGCCGCCGAUCAAGAUGCUUUGAUCCGCGCAGAGCCGAAAAUCACGAAGCUGCAGGCUCGCAUGAGAGGCUACCUGUAUCGCCAGCAUCACAGCAACUUCCUCGAAGAGCUCAACUCCCAUACUGCCGAGAUUGAGAAGCUCCAGGGCCUGGCGCGGGCGAUGAUGGUGAGAGGCGAUGUGUUCAACCUCAUCUCAGACAUUGAGGCGGAAGACGCAGCGAUUACGGAAAUUCAAGCAGUUGCGAAAGCUUUCACUGUCCGAGCGAAAUUUGAGGAGAAGAAGCGCUUCUUCAACGAGAACAUGCAGAAGGUUGUGAAGAUCCAGAGCCUCGUCAGAGCCAAGAUCCAGGGCGAUGCCUACAAAAGCCUUACGCAUGGCAAGGACCCACCGGUGAAUGCUGUCAAGAACUUCGUGCACCUCCUCAACGACAGUGAUUUUGACUUCAACGAAGAAAUCGAGUUUGAGAGAAUGCGCAAGACGGUGGUCCAGCAAGUGCGUCAGAACGAGAUGCUGGAGCAGUACAUCGACCAACUAGACAUCAAGAUUGCACUACUCGUCAAGAACAAGAUUACCUUGGAUGAGGUCGUCAGACAUCAAAGCAACUACGGCGGCAACUCAAUCGGCCUGCUGGCCAAUUCUUCCAUGUCCUCCGCCAAUCACUUCGACUUGAAAGCCCUCAACAAGAGUUCCAGGAAGAAGCUGGAGUCUUACCAACAACUCUUCUUCAACCUCCAAACCCAACCCCAAUACCUUGCCCGCCUUUUCAAGCGCAUUCGCGAGCAAGGUACACCCGAAAAGGAAUGCAAAAGAAUCGAGCAUCUCAUCAUGGGUCUCUUUGGCUACGCCCAAAAGCGACGUGAGGAGUACUACCUUCUGAAACUCCUUGCUAGAUCAAUGAAGGAGGAAAUCGAGAGCAGCAGAACACUACAGGACUAUCUCCGCGGAAACUUCUUUUGGACCAAGGUCCUUGCCAACUACACUCGGUCUCCUCGCGACCGUAAAUAUCUGCGAGAACUCCUUGGUCCUAUCGUCAGAGACAACAUCGUAGAGGAUCCGGCUCUGGAUCUCGAGAGUGACCCUCUUCAGAUUUACCGAGCAGCUAUUAACAACGAGGAAUUGCGAACCGGUCGUCCAAGCCGGCGCCCCCUGGACGUUCCUCGCGAGGUUGCCAUUAAAGACCCUGAAACUAGAGACCUCUUCAUCGACCAUUUGCGCGACCUACGAGAAAUCUGUGACCAGUACCUGCUGGCCCUCGAAGACCUUUUGCCCAAGAUGCCUUAUGGACUUCGUUUCCUUUGCCGACAAAUGUUUGAGACUCUCUGCCAACACUUCAAGAAAGACCCUCAACAUCACCAUCUACAGGUUGUUACUAACUGGAUCUGGCGCGUCUACCUGCAACCCGCCGUUACCGCUCCUGAGAACGUGGGUGUCAUUGAGAAACAGUUGAGCCCUCUUCAGAAGCGCAAUUUGGGCGAGGUUGCCAAGGUGCUUGGCCAGAUCUCUUCAAGCCGGCCUUUCGGCGGUGAAAACAUAUAUCUGCAACCCCUCAACGCUUUCGUUGCCGAGUCAUGCGAACGUCUCGCCGAUAUUACGCACCAACUUAUUUCGGUGCCUGAUGCUGAGCGCAACUUCGAUAUCGAUGAGUUCAACGAUCUGUACUCCAAGCACAAGCCCACUCUCUACAUCAAGAUGACAGAUAUCUUUGCCAUUCACAACCUUGUCGCCGGCGAGCUUCCGUCAAUAUGCCCCAACCGGGACGAUAUCGUCCGGGAAAUCUUGCAAGAUCUCGGUAGCGCUAAGAACAACGAGAACGAGAUGCUUGCAGCUGGGUCAUCUGACAUUCAGAUGUACCUUACGCCGAAGCUGCACGACAUCGAAGACCCAGACGCGGAGGCUAAGGCACUCUUCAUGGAGACAAAGCGAUGUAUCCUGUAUAUUAUUCGUGUACAGACCGGCGCCAAUCUCUUGGAAAUCCUCGUCAAGCCAAUCUCAGCCGAGGAUGAACACAAGUGGCGGUCAGUCCUGCACGACGACUUUACAACCGACACCAACACAAAAGGAGCGUACUCGGAUGCGCACAUGGUCGACGUGACACGCAUGUCAUACUACGACUUGAAGCGGACGGCGCUUGAGAACAUCAUGAGGUUGGAGCAUAUGGGCAGGAUUUCCAAACACAACUUCUACCAGGACAUACUCAACGCCAUCGCCCUCGACAUCAGAACCAAGAGCCGCAGACGCGUGCAGCGUCAGCGCGAACUUGAAGGCGUACGACUGACUCUUGCCAACCUCCACGAGAAGGCCAAAUACCUUGAGCAGCAACGAAAGAGCUAUGACGACUACAUUGAGUCAGCCAUGGCAACGCUGCAAAAGAAUAAAGGAAAGAAACGGUUCCUGCUUCCGUUCACCAAACAGUACAACCAUCAGCGCGAGCUGGAACGUAGUGGGCGGGUCCCUAAAUUUGGCAGUUACAAAUAUAGCGCUCGGGCUCUCGCGGAGAAAGGCGUGCUCGUCGCUUGGAAUGGCGUCACCGAUUGGGAGAGGGUGAACCUCACCAUCUCCUGCGAUGAGGUUGGUAUCUUCAAUCUCGAGGGCUCCCGCGGCCAUAUCCAGAUGCCAGGGGCGAGCGCCCUCGUACCGAUCGAAGAUCUGCUGCAGGCUCAGUUCGAGGCCCACCAGUUCAUGAACCUCUUUGAGGGCAAUCUCAAGCUAAACGUCAACUUAUUGCUGCAUCUUCUGUAUAAGAAGUUUUACCGCACGCAAUAA